UUGUUGUUGUUGUGAUAAUGUGUCCGGUUGCGCGCUUCCGGGUUCGCCAUCUCUUUUUGUGCACACGGCACCGAGGCACCAACGUGUUUCUGUUUACUUCCAACGAGGUUUUUUUUGUUUCUCCCUCUGCGGAUCUUAGGCAGACACACACGAAGAGAAGAAGUACUCGUAUUCGUUUCAUUAUAACGUGAUAUUAUCUGGCUAAAGUUCGGGCCCUUCUUGUGGGCCGGCUAGCAGCGCAGCUAACCGGGCUAACACACCGGGGCGGCGAGGACCCGGCGUGAGUUGUUCCCGGGCCUCACGCGCCGGGCGGGACGCGCUGGUGGCUGGGUUAAGCUAGCCUGUCAGCUAGCUAGCCUGUCAGCUAGCUGUAGCUUGAGCCGGACGCCGUUGACCAACCCCCCCGCCUCCACAGGACGGGACUCCCCCUGUAAACCUUUCCGUUCUUAUUCAACUCGGCUCAGCACCCGAGAGCCCCGCGUCCACCAGACCAGAACCGGGCGGGUUCGACAUGUAGCGAGUAAUGGUGCCAUUACAAUGACGUCAGCGAAACAAUGUAACAUCACGUGUCAAACGACCUUCAUAAGCGCUUAUAUGUACUUUAUAAUAACUGCACAUUAGAGCUUUAAUCUGCCUACAGCUGUCAAGUAGAGACCAUGUUGACGUUGCUGUUGCUCGUCGCCGUCGGUCUGUCCGCUGGAGGCGGGACUUCCGGUCCGGACGCACCGCCGGGGACGGACCCCGCGGUGCGUUCGCUGUCCUCUGUGAUCGACUCCCAGCUGGCGGAGCGCAGCCAGAGGACACACCUGGAGGCCCUGUUCAACAGAUACGGAGAGAACGGAACCAUCUCUCUGGCCGGUCUGAAGCGUCUCCUACAGAACGUGGGCUUGGAUCGCAUCAGGACCGUUAAGGUGCAACAUCACGAGCAACCGGGCCACCACCACCACCACCACCAUCACCAUCAUCAUCAUCAUCACCAGGGAGGCCACCACAACGACUCGCACCCCCAGAAACAUGCUGAACCUUCACCGCACGGGAAGCUGCCGAAGACCCCCGAGGUCUCCAAAGACCAGGACAGCCGGCAUCCCGACAGGGCCUCGCAGGGGGGCGGAGCCACGGCGGCGUACGGCGCCCAGCUGAUGGCCAGAUCGAACGAAGCGGACGAGCGAGGAGGGGGCAGCGUCAGGGCGUCUGCGGGCCGGACUCAGGCAGGCGCAGUCAGCUGGGGGAACCAGAACCAAAGUGUGGGCGGUGUGGAGUGUCAGAACGCCUCCGGCAUCCUCUGGUCGCACGGGAUGUCUCGGGAGGGGGACGUGACGCUCGCCGACUUCAGCGUCCUCUGCCCCGCCCUCCUCCGACAGAUCGACGGAGGGGCGUGCAUCGUGCACCGCGCCGCCCCCCCCAGAGUUUCAGACCACGUUGAUCGCAACCACUCGGACUACGGCGAGCACUCCGGUGGAGGCGGAGUCAGAAACAUCACCAUCGCGUGGGUCGGCGGGUUCCUCUCCAUCACCGUCAUCAGCCUGCUGUCGCUCGCCGGCGUGGUCCUCAUCCCGCUCAUAAACAGGGUCUUCUUCAAGUUCCUCCUCAGCUUCCUGGUGGCGCUGGCGGUCGGGACGCUGAGUGGAGACGCCUUCCUUCAUCUCAUCCCACACUCCCUGGGGGGCCACCAUCAUCAUCACCAGGACUCUGGGAUGGAGGCGGGAGGAGAUCACCUCCACGAGGAGCAGGAGGAGAACCUGGACGCCGUGUGGAAGGGGCUGACGGCGCUGAGCGGCGUCUACGUCAUGUUUCUCAUCGAGCACUUCCUGACGCUGGGGAAGAUGUACAAGGACAAGAAGCAGAAGAUCCAGAAGGACAAAGCGGAUCCGGAGAAGCAGCUCGCUCUGGAGGAGAACGACCUGAAGCCGAGCGAAGACGUGGAGACCAACGGCGGCGGCGUAUUUGGCGAGCGCGGCGGCGUGGCGGAGGAGGAGCAGUCCAUGUUGGCGCCGCAGGUGUCCGUGGUCUCGCCGCAGGGGUACGGCGGCGCGGAGGGGGACGCCGCCUACACCGCGGAGGACUGCGAGAACAAAUGCCACUCCCACUUCCACGACACGGUGGGCCCGGCCGACAGCAUGCACCACCACCACCACGACUACCACCACAUCCUGCACCACCACCACUCCCAGAACCACCACCCGCACAGCCACUCCCACUCCUACUCAGAGGAGCACUUCCAGCAGGCCGGCGUGGCCACGCUGGCCUGGAUGGUCAUCAUGGGGGACGGGCUGCACAACUUCAGCGACGGCCUGGCCAUCGGAGCUGCCUUCACUGAGGGUCUGUCCAGCGGCCUCAGCACCUCUGUGGCGGUUUUCUGCCACGAGCUUCCUCACGAGUUGGGUGACUUUGCGGUGCUGCUGAAGGCCGGCAUGACGGUGCGUCAGGCCAUCCUCUACAACGUGCUGUCGGCCAUGAUGGCCUACCUGGGCGUGGUGAUCGGCAUCCUGAUCGGACACUACGCAGAGAACGUCUGCAUGUGGAUAUUCGCCCUCACGGCCGGACUCUUCAUGUACGUGGCUCUGGUGGACAUGGUGCCCGAGAUGCUGCACAACGACGCCGGCGACCACGGCUUCAGCCACUGCGGCUUCUUCCUGCUGCAGAACGCCGGCAUCCUGCUGGGCUUCUGCAUCAUGCUGCUGAUCGCCAUCUUUGAGCACAAGAUCCAGCUGGACCUGGGCUACUGAAGGAGAGCCCCCCCCCCCAGGCUGGUUUCAUCCUCUUUAUUUGUAUUUGUUGCUCAGUUUGUGUCCCCCGCGGCUCUGAAGCAUCAUCGGGUCAAACAGACAUGUGACGUUACCGUGACAACGCGCUGACUCGGCCAUGUGUUAAAGUACUUUAGUAAAAAAAAAAAAACGCCUGUCAGUGUUUCAUAUUUCCCACAAAUUAAUUCCGCCCUGAAAGCAGCACGAAAGCUUUUGUUUUCCAUCGUUUGAUUCAGAUUUUCUUUUUUCCAUCAUUCCAUCGGCUGAUUUUAUGAUAAUUCUCUUGAUUCGAGGGGCUCAGUGUUCACAGAACCUCAAGUAGAAAGCCGUCCAGCAACCAUCACAUUUAAAAAGUUCCUUCUGUACCGGCUUGAAUAGUUAAUUAUGAGGAAUAGAUUUAACGAGAGGGCUCGAGGUCACUUCUAUGUUAAUAAAACCGGUGACUGGAGGUGGAGACUAAAAGCAGACGGAUGUCAUGAUAAACCUGCAGGAGGGAACAUCUAACGUCCUCAGGAGGUCCAAAGGGUUCAACAAAGUGCCUCAAUGUCUGACAUUCCUUGAAUGCAUCGUUUGGAUGUUUCUGAAGUGAAGAACUAGAAGCCGAUCUUCCCCCUUCAUUAAAUCCUCAGCGAGAGGAACCCAGCGUCUCCGUUAGCGUCUCCGUUAGCAUCCCGUUAGCUACGGAGCACCGCUAACGCAGCUGAUUUCCCGUCAUAAACUCUUAAUGUCGUUCUGUCUGAUAAAAAGUAAAAUCUGCUUCACUACUCGAGUUGUAUCCUGGGCGACCUUUGACCUCUCUGUGACAUUUGACCCGACUGGAGGAGGAAAAGAAGCCAAAGACGAUGUUUGGAAACAAGAACAAAUGAUGGCGUCUAAAAGGGAACCGUUAGUUCUAGUGUCUCCUUCAUCUUUCGCUUCUCACUGCUUUCCUGUUUCUUUUUUAAGUUUCCUCUGAUGUUGUUUUGCUUUAUGCCUUAAAAGAGAAUCUACAAAAAAAGUUGAGACGUGAACUUCACUGUGUAUCAAUGUACAAUACUGUGUAUAAUAAUAAUGUACAAUACUGUAUGCAGCUGCUUGGUGAGUCUGUUACUACAAACCAAAUAUGAAGGACGAAGUUCUUUGAUGUUUUGUCUAAAUGUAAAAUGUAUGAAUCUGUGCGAAAUGAGACCUUCGACCACGAAGACGUCCCACAAUGCAACAGGAACCAUUCAGUGUUUUUAUUGACUUUAACUUCUGUGAAAAGGGAACACGGACUAAACGUGUUGUAUGAUUUAGUAACAUAAUAUAAAUGUGAAUAUGGUUUAAUAUCUUUUGUGUCAAAUUCCCUUCAAGAACAAACUCAAAAGUUAAACUGUGAUAAAAGAUCACCUUUUAAACAAAAAGCUUAAUUCUGAAACAUUUUGUUAAAAAUCCUUAAGUAGGGAAUGUUUUAUUCCUCAAGAUGUUCCCUCAUUUAAUGAAUCGUAUUCACCUUGAGACCGUCUAACAUCCUCUUAUUAUGGGAUGGAUCCUGAGAUGUGACUAAGAAAAAUGAGAUGUUUUUGUUUUUUCAGAUUAAAGAAGCUGAAAUCAGAA
Pungitius pungitius (ninespine stickleback) is the source of this 4319-nucleotide messenger RNA. RefSeq names its product solute carrier family 39 member 6 (gene slc39a6). The transcript is spliced from 12 exons. Lineage: Eukaryota; Metazoa; Chordata; Actinopteri; Perciformes; Gasterosteidae. Bases 657 to 2726 code for a protein of 689 amino acids. The record is from RefSeq and is a predicted model, not a curated record. Gene Ontology annotation, cellular component: plasma membrane. Gene Ontology annotation, molecular function: zinc ion transmembrane transporter activity; monoatomic cation:bicarbonate symporter activity. Gene Ontology annotation, biological process: zinc ion import across plasma membrane; intracellular monoatomic cation homeostasis.